AUGUCGGGGUACACGCCAGAUGAGAAACUGCGGCUGCAGCAGCUGCGAGAGCUGAGGAGGCGAUGGCUGAAGGACCAGGAGCUGAGCCCUCGGGAGCCAGUGCUGUCCCCGCAGAGGUUAUGGCCUCUGGAGGAGUUCUGGCAUAAGUUUUUGCAGAACCAGGCUCCCUGGAGGAACGCGCUGUAUAAGGUAUACCGACACAGUGUCUUUGCUUUCACUCAUGUGCUUAUACCUGCUUGGAUUAUUCAUUAUUAUCUCAAGUAUCAUGUGAAUGUAAAACCAUAUGCCAUAGUUGAAAGGAAGCCCAGAAUAUUCCCAGGUGAUACAAUUCUGGAGACUGGAGAAGUAAUUCCACCAAUGAAAGAGUAUCCGGAUCAACAUCAUUGA
Orycteropus afer afer is the source of this 387-nucleotide messenger RNA. RefSeq names its product NADH:ubiquinone oxidoreductase subunit B6 (gene NDUFB6). The record is from RefSeq and is a predicted model, not a curated record. The transcript has 4 exons. Bases 1 to 387 code for a protein of 128 amino acids. NCBI's taxonomy places the organism in Eukaryota, Metazoa, Chordata, Mammalia, Tubulidentata, Orycteropodidae. Gene Ontology annotation, biological process: mitochondrial ATP synthesis coupled electron transport; mitochondrial electron transport, NADH to ubiquinone.